Oncorhynchus nerka (sockeye salmon) is the source of this 387-nucleotide messenger RNA. Its product is annotated as cornifin alpha-like. NCBI's taxonomy places the organism in Eukaryota, Metazoa, Chordata, Actinopteri, Salmoniformes, Salmonidae. The record is from RefSeq and is a predicted model, not a curated record. The transcript is spliced from 3 exons. The annotation marks the transcript as partial.
UUCUGCUCUCCUGUGAGACCCAGUUCUGCUCUCCCUGUGAGACCCAGUUCUGUUCUCCCUGUGUGACCCAGUUCUGUUCUCCCUGUGAGACCCAGUUCUGUUCUCCCUGUGAGACCCAGUUCUGUUCUCCUUUCUGUUCUCCCUGUGAGACCCAGUUCUGUUCUCCCUGUGAGACCCAGUUCUGUUCUCCCUGUGAGACCCAGUUCUCCCUUUCUCCCUGUGAGACCCAGUUCUGUUCUCCCUGUGAGACCCAGUUCUGCUCUCCCUGUGAGACCCAGUUCUGUUCUCCCUGUGAGACCCAGUUCUGUUCUCCCUGUGAGACCCAGUUCUGCUCUCCCUGUGAGACCCAGUUCUGUUCUCCCUGUGAGACCCAGUUCUGUUCUCCCU